CCCGAAGCCAUCUUCCACGUGGCCAUGGAGUACCCGAUCGGGGGGAAGCUGUUGGUUCGGGGGCCAUCAACUCAUACAUCAGAGCUUACCACAUCGGCUUUCAUCCACUAAAAUCGAAUCGAUCCAGAAAUAACCAAGACUGAACAACCAAGAGACGGAGAAACGAAGCGUAAUACAAGACAAGAGCCGAUCAGGACCUGGACGAUACAGAACUAGAUCAAGAACGUUCUCCUGGCGAUUAUGGGUGCCUCAUCGACCUUUGCCCAUGCUCCCUUAUCCAGAAUUAUCAUCUUCGGAACCUCUAUCCUUUCCUUGCUUCUCUCCGGACAUAAACAUUAUCUCGAUCUGCCACUCACGCCUCAUCUCACUAGAGAUUUUCAAUUUUGGAGAAUUUUGACUCAUCAUACUGCUUGCUCGAACUCUGCAGAUCUAUUCCUAAUAGUCCUAAUCCUAUGGAAUGUGUCGGUGACCGUUGAGCGACGAUUCGGAACAGUGAAGUAUGCUAGCUAUUUGAUUGUCACGGUUGUCGUUGGGUCUCUACUAGAACUGAUGGGCUUACUGAUAAGCCACAGUAUAAUGGGAUACCGGGCGAUACCAUCGGGGCCGUUCAUGGUGACGUUUGCGAUAGUGUACCAACACCACGCCAUAGUACCGUCACUAUACGACUAUCGAAUCGGGCGAGUGCACUUAGACUCGCACAGCCUUGUUCCAGACAUCCUCAGUCUUCUUCUCGGGCUCUUCAAUCCACUUUCAAGUCUGGUCGGCAUCCUCGUCGGCGCGCUUUAUCGGACCGACCAGCUCGGCCUCGCUCGCUGGCGUCUCCGUAACUCCUUCCUCCUCUCUCGACUCACCUCCCGCUCCUCUGAUCGCCGUCGGAAACCUAGACCUACUCAUGCUUCCCUCGAAGACGACCCCCGCUUCGAAGCUACAAUCGCUCCCUCUCGCUCCUCCCUUUAACCGUACCCUCCCCCUGAUUGAUCAGCGAAAAUAGGCAAAUUUCCCAUCCCUGCAUCGUCCUUUUUGUUCCAUUUCAAUCUGAUUCUCACUUGACAUGCUACUUUGAGACACGAUGUUUUUUGUUCACCGAACAGAAAACUCCCGAUCAAGGUCGAUAGGUCAUCAAAAUACCACUUUUGAGUUCAAAAUUUUCUUGAUUGAGG
Messenger RNA from Puccinia graminis f. sp. tritici CRL 75-36-700-3, 1160 nucleotides. RefSeq lists its product as uncharacterized. Gene Ontology annotation, molecular function: serine-type endopeptidase activity. Bases 241 to 957 code for a protein of 238 amino acids. The record is from RefSeq and is a predicted model, not a curated record. NCBI's taxonomy places the organism in Eukaryota, Fungi, Basidiomycota, Pucciniomycetes, Pucciniales, Pucciniaceae. The transcript has 5 exons.